CUAAGUCGCAAUAAAAUCCUCUUUGUCUUCUUCUUCUUCCUCUACUCGGCGAAUUCUCUCGAGAAAACAAACUGAAUUUUUUUGAUCGAAGAAGAUCUAAAAAAAAAGAUGGAGAGACGACAAGCGAAGAUCCAUGUCUUUGUAUUGAUAGGUCUAAUUCUAUUGAAUUCAAUCAAUCAAAUCUCAUCUCUCUCUGUAACGGUGAACGACGAAGAAUGUGUCCAAGAGUACGUCCUUUACGAAGGCGACACUGUUUCCGGUAACUUCGUCGUCGUCGAUCAUGAUAUCUUCUGGGGAUCCGAUCAUCCUGGUUUGGAUUUCACGGUGACGUCACCAGCUGGGAACAUUGUACAGACUUUAAAGGGAACAUCUGGAGAUAAGUUUGAGUUUAAGGCUCCAAAAAGUGGAAUGUACAAAUUUUGUUUCCACAAUCCUUAUUCUACUCCUGAAACUGUCUCCUUUUAUAUUCAUGUUGGUCAUAUUCCUAAUGAGCAUGACUUAGCCAAAGAUGGUUCGUUUCCAUUCCCCUUAUGUAUGAUCAUCUUCAUUGAUGCAAUCUGUAUUUUGUGCAUUGAGCUUGAGCUGUUUUGUGAUGUUAUGUUCUUUCUGUUUUGUUGUUUGGUUCUUAGAACAUUUGGACCCGGUAAAUGUUAAGAUAGCUGAGUUGAGAGAGGCUUUGGAAUCUGUUGUUGCUGAGCAGAAGUAUUUGAAAGCUCGUGACACUCGUCACCGUCAUACGAAUGAGAGCACGAGAAAGCGAGUGAUAUUCUACACAGUAGGAGAGUACAUUUUCCUUGCCGCAGCUAGUGGACUUCAAGUUCUCUACAUCCGCAAGCUCUUCAGCAAGUCGGUAGCAUACAACAGAGUUUGAACAUAGCAAAACCUCAGAGCGAGGUCUUGUGUCCAGUUUAUGUUUGAAUCGGUGAUCAAAACACAAUCCUAAACAGUGUUAGUUAAUUUAAAAGCUUCAAUAGCGAAAGACUUACUUUUUGUUUUUGGUUUCUACACUUUUAUAAGUUUACUAAUGCAGAACUUGAUGAAGCUUUUUUCUGAAUUCAUUGAUUAGUGAAUAUCAUUAUCUUGUUAUUAUCGUAGACAAAUUGAUAUGAGAUCCUUAAUUAUGAUACCAA
Messenger RNA from Arabidopsis thaliana (thale cress), 1130 nucleotides. Its product is annotated as emp24/gp25L/p24 family/GOLD family protein. The coding region runs from base 109 to 654 and encodes 181 amino acids. The record is from RefSeq and is marked reviewed. The transcript has 3 exons. Gene Ontology annotation, cellular component: Golgi apparatus; Golgi cisterna membrane. NCBI's taxonomy places the organism in Eukaryota, Viridiplantae, Streptophyta, Magnoliopsida, Brassicales, Brassicaceae.